Molecule: messenger RNA, 2334 nt
Organism: Carassius auratus (goldfish)
Lineage: Eukaryota; Metazoa; Chordata; Actinopteri; Cypriniformes; Cyprinidae
Product: cyclin-F-like
Exons: 16
Coding region: 16-2310 (764 amino acids)
Molecular function (GO): protein binding
Source: RefSeq, a predicted model, not a curated record
UUGUGUUAACUGUGGAUGUCUUCUCCAGGGCUCCACUGUGGAUGUGCCAGAUGUUUCCCUGUGCCUGUCCGGAGGCGGGUGCGAAAGCGAGCGCCUGCCGUCGUCCCGCUGCUGUCUCUUCCUGAAGAGCUGCUCCUGUGUGUCCUCCAGUGCCUCUCCGCUGAGGAUCUCCUCGCCGUCAGAGCUGUUCAUUCUCAUCUCAGAGACGUUGUUGAUGGGAACUCAAGCGUCUGGGCACGAGUGAGCUUCAAUGACCGCUGGCCGGCCCCUGACACCGUUUGGUUGUUUGAGAGAGCUGCGGAGAAGGGGAACUUUGAAGCUGCUGUGAAACUAGGAAUUGCGUAUUUGUACAAUGAAGGCCCUUCGCUCAGCGAGGAGGGCCGUGCCGAUCUGUGCGGCCGCAUGGCAGCGCGCUUCUUCAGUCUGGCCGAGAGCCUCAGGUCCCCGCUCUCAGACCCCUUCAUCUGGCUCUUCAUCCGGCCGCCGUGGUCCACGUCUGGAGGCUGCUGUAAGGCCGUGGUGUACGACCGACUCCAGGCCGAGUGUGAGACCAACCUGGGCCGGAGAGGGCCGUUACUGUACUGUCUGGCUCGAGUCCUUCAGCUGUUUGACGAUGAGGAGAAGCGUGGCGAGGCUGCGGUGAUGCUGAAGGAGUCGGCGCGCUGCGGGAGCGUGCAGAGCUCGUAUCUGCUGUGGGAGAUGAACCGCGGGACGUCGUCGGCCGAUCCCGGCAGGUAUCUGCAGUGCAUGCGCACGCUCAGGGACUACGCUGCUAAAGGAUGCUGGGAAGCUCAGCUGGCAUUUGCAAAGUCAUGUGGAUCCGCAAGUCCUCUGGGUCUGGAGCCGCGGGCCUGCGCUGAACUCAUGGCCCAGUUCUUCCACUCCGGACCGUCACCCCUGAGAUACCCCAAACACCUGCAGGGACAGGACAUCACCACCAAGAGGUAUAUUCUGGUGGACUGGCUGGUGGAGGUGACCACCAUGAAGGACUUCUCCAGUCAGGUGCUGCACGUGACCAUCAGCUGUGUGGACCGCUAUCUGAGCCGGCGCUCGGUGCCCAAGGCCCAGCUGCAGCUGCUGGGCAUCGCCUGCAUGGUGAUCAGCACACGAUACAUCAGCAAAGAGAUCCUGACCAUCCGCGAGGCCGUGUGGCUCACAGACAACACCUAUCAGUACGAGGACCUGGUGCGCAUGAUGGGGGAGGUCAUCUCCGUGCUGGACGGGAAGAUACGGACCCCCACAGUGCUGGAUUAUGGGGAGGUGCUUCAGUCUCUGCUUCCUGUGGAGCGGCGCAGCUCUCACCUUUUCAGCUACAUCUGUGAACUCUCUCUGCUCUGCUCGCCCCUCACCGUCCCGGGACCGGCCCGACUCGCCAGCGCCGUCCUGCUGCUCACCCGAGCGCUGCACAACUACGUUCCCGUGUGGCCCGUCCAGCUGGAGGAAAACACUGGACUCUCCAAACACGACCUGGUCUCCUGCGCGUUACUGCUCUACGUCAAGUGUUUCGGUCAGGAUGUGCCCAAAGACUACAGACACGAGUCUCUGACCGGAGUCAAGCAGAGGUUUGAGGACGACUCGUAUCAUCAGAUCAGCAGAGACACGGUGAUGGGCUUUAAGGAGCUCUGUCAGGUGCUGGAGGUCCCAGAGGUGGAGCCGCAGGUGGAGGCGCCCAGCGCUAGCUGUCAGUUAGCAGAGAUGCACACCUUCCUGUCCUCUCCCACCAGCAACAGCAAGAGGAGGCGUGAGGACAGCAUGCAGGAGCAUCGGGGCAGCUUCCUGGCCACGCCCACAGCCGAACUGUCCACUCAGGAGGAGAUGCUGCUGGGAGACAUCCUGGACUGGAGCCUGGACACUUCCUGCUCCGGCUACGAGGGCGACCGGGAGAGCGAGGGCGAGAAAGACGGAGAAAUAUCAGCUAUGGAGGUGCAGAUGGAGCCGGCGGUCGAGUGCGCUGACAGACAGAUGCAUUGUUGUGCUCUCUCCAGCGAUGACGACAGCCUUUGUGAAGAGCCCACCGAGGAGGAGGCGAUGGGUGGGAGCAGCAGACCCUGGACACGCCACCUAUCCUCCUCCUCGAGCACCUACUGCACAGAGCGCCUCAGCUCGGGAUACUCGUCCAUCCAAAGUGUUCCCAGUCCGCACGUCUCUUCCUCUGUGGUCUCUCCCAAAAAUCCCGCCGGUUUCUGUCUCCUGCUGCCGCCUGCGCAAAGGACUCGCCGACAGGUGAAGAGGAAAAACACAGCAGCACAUAGCGAAGGAGAGGCAGAGCGCGACGAGGAUGCAGCCAACGUGGCCUUCCUUAGCCUCUGAUUGAUUGACAGGAAGCUGUCAUCA